AUGGACAUGGAGACCCUCAAGACAAGCUACCCCAAGCUGUGCAGAGGGUUAGGUGAGGUACAACAAUCAUAUGCCAUCAAAUUUAAACCGGGGGCUGUGCCAUUUUCCUUGAAGACCCCCAGGAGGAUUCCACUACCACUGGUGGUGAAAAUCAAAGAAGAGCUCCAGCGCAUGGAAAGCCUGGGCGUCCUCAGCCGUGUGGAGGAGCCAACUGACUGGUGUGCUAGCUUGGUGGUUGUGCCCAAGAAAGACGGUAAAAGGAUACGUUUGUGUAUUGACCUGACUGGCUUGAGUGAGUAUGUGUGCCGUGAAAAGUACGUUCUGCUGUCAGCUGAACACAGUCUCGGAACACUUGCCGGAGUGAAAGUGUUCAGCAAACUGGAUGCCAACAUGGCGUUCUGGAUGGCAGACGUCACAGAGGGGCUAGAAGGAGUGGUCUGCCACAUCGAUGACCUACUGGUGUGGGGGCGGGACCAGGGAGAGCAUGAUGCUCGACUCCAUGCUGUGCUACAAAGACUGGAAAAAGCGGGCAUCAGCCUGAAUAUUGGGGCCCUGGAAAACCAUUUCUUGUUCAAACACCGCAGCCAUCCUAGCAGAAUGAGGCGAAGCGCCGAACACAUCACCAAGCGACUGUCGGAGGACGAUCGGGUGUCGUGGGCAGAGCAGCAGUAUGAGAAGCAACGCAACAAGCGAGCCUCCCUGGCGGGGUGCAGGGACUGUCCGGUCGACAAGCUGUUUGACGACCCCAUGUGGAACCAGCAGUGGUACUUGCAAGACACGCGGACCUCUUCCUCGUUGCCCAAGCUGGACCUACAUGUGAUCCCAGUGUGGAAGAAGGGCAUCACGGGGAAAGGAGUGGUCAUCACCGUCCUGGAUGAUGGACUGGAGUGGAACCACACCGACAUCUACCCCAACUACGAUGCUGCAGCCAGCUAUGAUUUCAAUGACAAUGACCCGGACCCUUUCCCCAGAUACGACUCCACCAAUGAGAACAAGCAUGGGACCAGGUGUGCUGGGGAGAUUGCAAUGCAGGCGGACAACAAGAAAUGUGGUGUUGGAGUGGCAUACAACUCCAAGGUUGGAGGGAUUCGCAUGUUGGAUGGGAUUGUAACCGAUGCCAUUGAGGCCAGCUCUAUUGGGUUUAAUCCAGACCAUGUGGACAUCUACAGUGCCAGCUGGGGCCCCAAUGAUGAUGGCAAGACAGUGGAAGGCCCGGGCCGCCUUGCCCAGAAGGCCUUUGAAUACGGCAUACAGAGGGGCCGUGGGGGGAAAGGCUCCAUCUUUGUGUGGGCAUCUGGUAAUGGUGGACGCCAGGGGGAUAACUGUGACUGUGAUGGCUACACAGACAGUAUCUACACCAUCUCCAUCAGCAGCGCCUCCCAGCAGGGUCUGUCCCCAUGGUAUGCUGAGAAGUGCUCCUCCACCUUGGCUACCGCUUACAGCAGUGGCGAUUACACUGAUCAGAGGAUCACUAGUGCUGAUCUCCACAAUGAGUGCACUGAGACUCACACUGGAACAUCCGCGUCUGCCCCACUGGCUGCUGGAAUAUUUGCUCUGGCGCUGGAGCAGAAUCCAGAGCUGACUUGGAGAGACCUGCAGCACAUUGUGGUGUGGACCUCGGAGUUUGAUCCACUGGCUAACAACCCAGGCUGGAAGAGGAAUGGGGCUGGACUGAUGGUCAAUAGCCGCUUUGGCUUCGGCCUCCUCAAUGCCAAAGCCCUGGUUGACUUGGCUGACCCGUCCACCUGGAAACACGUGCCAGAAAAGAAGCAGUGUAUCGUAAGGGAUGACUCUUUCCAGCCCAGAGCGCUGAAGGCAGCCGGGGAGAUCACGAUAGAGAUUCCAGCCAAAGCCUGCGCAGGGCAGGAGAACGCAGUCCACUCACUUGAGCAUGUGCAGGUGGAAGCCAGCAUUGAAUACACCAGGAGAGGGGAUCUACACAUCACACUCACUUCCCCGUCAGGGACCAGCACAGUGUUGUUGGCUGAGCGAGAGAGGGACACGUCUUCUAACGGCUUCAGAAACUGGGACUUUAUGUCUGUCCAUACCUGGGGAGAGGAACCUGCGGGUACAUGGACCCUAAAGAUCACUGAUACAUCUGGACGUAUGGAGAACGAAGGUCGCAUAUUGAGCUGGAAGUUGAUCCUGCACGGUACCUCAGAGAAGCCAGAGCACAUGAAGACACCAAGAGUGUACGUUCCCUACAACGCCGUGCAGAACGAUCGCCGUGGCGUGGAGCACAUGGACGAUAUGAUGGAGGAGCCUGCUCAGACCCAUUCGCCACAGCUGACCCAGACCGUGCAGGUCCCCCUAUCCACUAAGCCCCAGAUGAAGCCCCAAAAGCCUCUCGUUUCUCCAUACGGCCCCUCCUUGGCCCUUCUGCGCCUCCUUCAGACAGCUUUCAACAGGCAAACCCCAGCUACACAGUCUCACUUUCGAGCCAAGGCCGCCUCCUCAUCCUCCUCCUCAUCCUUGAGGAAGCAACACCUGCUAGACCACAGCCUGACUCCACCGACACAGCUCCCUCCCCAGAAGUUGUACCAGGCGCUGGACUGGCUCAAUAAGCACCGGGGCACAGAGGACAGUCUCUAUAGUGACUACAGUGAUGGCUUCUACAACACAAAGUCAUACAAGCACAGGGACGACCGGCUGCUGCAGGCGCUGUUCAACAUUAUAGCUGAUGAAAGUCAGUGA
Molecule: messenger RNA, 2694 nt
Organism: Lampris incognitus (smalleye Pacific opah)
Lineage: Eukaryota; Metazoa; Chordata; Actinopteri; Lampriformes; Lampridae
Gene: pcsk1
Product: proprotein convertase subtilisin/kexin type 1
Exons: 15
Coding region: 1-2694 (897 amino acids)
Biological process (GO): protein processing
Cellular component (GO): Golgi membrane; trans-Golgi network
Molecular function (GO): serine-type endopeptidase activity
Source: RefSeq, a predicted model, not a curated record